AUGGCUUCGAUCUCGGGCGCUAAACUCUACGGCUCCAAUGUCUGUUCCGGGCGGUACUCUUCGGUUCCUAUGUCUGCUCCGGCCGGUAACUCUUCUGCUCCUAUGUCUGCUCGGGGCGAGAAGUCUUCGGCUCCUGGCGGGAAGUCGUCCGCUCCGUUGUCUUUGGCUGUGAACUCCUCUACUAAUCAAAUAGACCAGAUCCUCACGAGUACAAGAAUCUUUGGCUGUGAACUCCGCUACCAAUCAAACAACUCCGAGUCUCCGGGCGAGAAGUCUUGGGCUCCUGGAGCAGUGGGGAAAUGGUCCGCUUUGUUGUCUUUGGCUCCAGCCUUGCGUGCAGGAAUUUUCGACGCUAUUUCUCAGGUUCAGGACCCUUCUCGACAAGUGGGGAAAAGCACUCAAGGGGCGUACUGGGACUCUCUGCUGCCAGUUCUAAGGAUGAGGCAAAGCCUCAGAAGAAUGAGGGAUCCCGUAAACGUUAUCAAGUAUCAAAAACUAACAGCUCCACUGCUGAUAAGGUGA
Messenger RNA from Linum trigynum, 522 nucleotides. NCBI's taxonomy places the organism in Eukaryota, Viridiplantae, Streptophyta, Magnoliopsida, Malpighiales, Linaceae. The record is from the annotation of a GenBank genome assembly.